Cyclocybe aegerita is the source of this 1839-nucleotide messenger RNA. Lineage: Eukaryota; Fungi; Basidiomycota; Agaricomycetes; Agaricales; Hemipholiotaceae. The record is from the annotation of a GenBank genome assembly.
AUGAAGCACUUAUUGCCAGAAAAGUUCUCCUUGCUCCAGGAGUGGAUCGACGCAUUUCCAGAAAACGAAGUUUCCCCUGUUGAACCUUUCGGCGGUUUGGUGGCCAAUCUCAACGUUAGUACAACCUACCACAGGGAUUGGAAAGACUGGGAUAUUUGCGGCGUUCUUGUCAUCUCCGACUGCAUUGAUGGAGCCAUUACAGCGAAUGCCAUGAAUGGCAAUAUUACUACUAGAAGCGGUAACAAACCUGCCAGCACCAGCUCUAGGGCUGGCACCGUCAGCGGCAUUGGGCGCGGAGGUGCUUCAGGGGCAGGCAGGGGCCGCGGAGGAGGGGCAUCCAGAGCUGGAAGUGUUGGGCCCAUGGCUGCUGUGGCAGGAAGGGGUACGGGCCAGAAAGUGAAGGUCAGCAGUGAUAUUUCCACAGAAGACAUGGCUCUCUUUUGUAGAGUUAAAAAGCAACUUGACGCCCAGAAAAAAUCAGCCAAAGACGCUGAGGAUGCAGCUAUUUCAAAGAAGAACAGGCUUCUUAUGGAUGCUGAAACUCUGCCCAAUGGAGCUCAGGUUGCUGGCGCAACAAGGAAACGGCGCCGUAUGGUGCUAGAUGACAAUGAACUGGAUAUUGCUGAUGAUUUGGAGCCUAUCACCACCUCUCUUAACCCUCCUGUAGAGGAACCAGAGACUGCUCCUCAAGAACCUGAGGAGGAAGACGAGGAAGACAAGCCGGAAGAACGUUCCACUAGGAAUGAAGAUGAUGACGAUGUUGAAAUGGUCGGAGACGACGAGUUUAACGACGAGUUCAACGAGUUCAACAACGGCGAUCGUGAUGCCUAUGAGAACACCUUCAAAGACAAUGGGUUUCAAUCUAUUCCCAAGAGCACUACCUCAACUUCUUCUGUUGCGACCUAUUCGAGGGAUUCCACGCCCUCGAUAACUAUGGCUAUCACUGGCAAGGCUGGAAGACGCACUGGAAAGAUUACCGACCGAAUCCGUUAUUUAGCGGCUUUCACCAAAGCCUUUCCUCCUACUGCACUGUCUGAGCGGGUGGACUAUGCUUGGAAGGCUGUCAAGGAGGCUGUUAACCUUGAUGGAAACCUUCAAGACGCAUACGGCUUCAUCGUCCGGGAUCCCCAGAUGAAGAAAAACAUUAUUUCCUUUGGCUUAUAUGCAAGAUCUGGGAUCACUAGCCCCAUAGUUUCUACUGUUCGCACGAAGAUGGCUGAUUUCUAUCGUCUAGGAGGUGGCAAUGAAAAGAUAGAGGAAGAUGUCGCAUGGUUGCUAAAAUCAAAGGCAUUCAUGUAUGGCGGAGUCAACGUCGCAGAAAGAGAAUAUGACGACAUGAAGCCAUUUGGCUCAGAAUUCAUGAUGGAGAUGAUUGAAAUGCACUGGUUUCAUGGGGGCCGUUCAAAUGCAAAUGAAGAGGCAACUGCUCGUAUGAUGGAAGAAAAAAGUAUUCCUCCAGCUGUAAUGUUUAUUGUGCUAGUGGCGAUGGAGCACGUCCUGAAGGAUUGGAGUAAAGGCGACGUAAAGGCAAAGAGUCCCUUCUACGAGAUACUCUCUCAGGCAAGCUUCGCUCGCCAUCUUGAGAAUUGGGAUAAAAUCGAACAGGAGGCACCCUACUGGCCGCGUUGGUGGAGUCGCCAAAUCUUCUCUUUAAUUGUGUACAUACAAAAACCUGAGGAUAGAACUCAAGAGAUGACAGAGAAGGAUUUAGAGAAGGUCAACUUCCAGGCCUUGAAUCGCCUGGCAGGAGGGCCUGGCUCUGCUCCUGCUGCCCCUACUGCCCCUACUGCCCCUACUGCCCCUGCUGCCCCUACUGCCCUUGCUGCCCCCACUGCCUAG